ACGUCAAUAUUUACUUCCGGGGUCUGCUGUAUGAAGAAAUCGCGGGAAACUGUCACACACAGAAAGAAUAAAUUCAGCAUCUGCAAUCACUCUUUACUAGGCCAUGGAAGUCAUUGAGAACGAUAUUGCUGUGGAAUGGAGCGUUGCUGCAGACAAUCCGUUUACACCCAGGGAAGGUCAAUGUUGCUGCGUAUGUGGCUCCAAACUGUAUGUUUUUGGAGGUGUCUUGCAGACAAAUGACGGCGAGAUGACAGAAACCAAUGAACUCCUAAAUUUCGACGCAGAAACAAUGGUUUGGCAGAAAACUGCGUAUAAGAAUGACGCCCCUUCACCAAGAUCAGCUGCUGCUUUGUCAUGUGUUGGGAAGAAGUUGUAUCUGUUUGGUGGUCUCAAUCAGACGUGUGGGUGGCUAGGGGAUCUUCAUGUGUUCGAUACAGAAACACUGACAUGGUCCAGUAUACAAGCAGCUGAUGGCCCUUGCCCGAGAGACAAGCUACAGUCUGUUGCCAUAGACACAAAGAUAUAUUUCUUUGGCGGAUUUGGGCCAAAAGCUACUUUAGCGAUGGAAGAUGAUGGAGAUGAAGAGUAUGAAGAUGAAGAUGAUGAUGAUGAACUCCCCGGGGAUCAGGAGGCAGCAGAAUUUGGCUGGUUUAAUGAUCUCUAUGUCUUUGAUACUGUUACCAACCAAUGGACCCAGCCCCUACAGAUGAAUCUGGGAGUGCCAAGUCCUCGGGCUGCCCAUGGUCUUUGUGCUGUCGGUAAAAAUCUGGUGAUCAUGGGAGGACGCGACACUGAGGAUAGGCAGAAUGACAUCCACAUCUACGACACAGAAACAAGGAAAUGGGAUAUGAAUAUGAACUGCAAAGGGAUACCGCCCAGUCCAAGAUCAUUUCAUACAAUUUCUGCUGUUGGGAACAGAGUUGUGGUGCUUGGAGGAAGAGGGAAAGAAAAUCAGCACUUUGAUGAUGUCAAUAUAUUUGCCCUUGACACCAAGGAGUGGUACCAAGCUACCGUGAAAGGGAAAGCUGCCAGUGGUCGAGGGCAGCAGGCUGUUGGUGUUGUUGGUGAUAAACUGAUAAUGUUUGGAGGCACCAGUAACUUUAGUACAGAGAUUAUGCAGUGUCAGUCCACACACAAUGAUACACUACUACUUAAAACAGAAGACAUCUUAAAAGGUGGACGAAAAGGAAAUCUUAAUGGACAAGCUGAAGCCAGCUGAUAAUGACAGUGGGAUAUCCAAGUUUUAUCUUUUAAAUCCAGUCAUCAAUUCAUGGUUGUAAAAUGAAUGUUUUUCACAAUUCAUCAUUUCUGUCAUCAAAUUUUACAAAAGUAAAGAUGCAGUGCAAAAGAAAAAGACAAAAACCUAGUGCCAGAACUUAUCGUCUUUUAUCGAAGUAUGUAAUACUUUGACAGCUAACAUUAUAGACAGAUGACAUCAAGAAGGACGCCAUUUAGUAUCCUGUAUUUGUAUGUUUAUGCAUACCUGUAUGUACAUGUAGAUAGUACAUGUACACUUGUAUGUUACAUUAUUUUAAAACAUUUUGUUAUAAAUUGUAACCGAGUUACAAGUUUGGUUCGCCUACUGGAUAGACCUCCAAGAAGCUCAAGGAAAGUUCUCUAAUUGAUAAUUGGAGUGGAAUAUCUCUUCUGUUGAAAGGUUAUAAGAUAGCAAAUUACUACUGCAGCCAUACAGAAAAACUAGUUUGAUUUAAAUUUUACAUUCUUGGCUCAUUUUGCUAAAAUUUGAAGAUAAAGGAAACAUAACCUAACUGAAGGUAUGGAUAAGUUCAUUUGUAGUAAAGGGAUUAAUAUUGAUCAAUUUACCCGAGGCCUACAGAGAGCCUAUGCUCAGUUUUAUAUUUUAUACUCUUGUUUCCUGAGAUGCCUUAUUAUAAUAUAUAUAAUAGCAUAUUUAACAUCAAGGAUGAAUUUAGCUCCAUAUAAAAUGGAUUAAAUGCACUAUUCAGCAUUGUACUAAUGAAUAUGAAAUGAAAUUGAGUAUUGUUAUCUAUAUACCACCUGGAACUGUACAUCCUUCAACACCUAAUGACGACAUAUGACGCCGCCUCUAUAUUCCCGAUGAUGACAUAGGACUCCUCAAAUUUCUCACCUUAUCUGUAGGUAAACUGCCUAAUCCAGGAAUACUUGUUAUAUAUUGGACAAAUUAAAGAUAUUUCUCUAAUCUUUUUUGAACAAAUAAACUAAAUUUAGCAUGUCCAUUUUAAAUAAGACUUGAUUUGAAUAGGGUAAUCAACGAUACGAUAUCCUUACACAUAAAAAUUUAACAAUUUUUGCCUAGGUUUAAAUGUAUGAAAAUAGCAAGUGCGUCUUAUGUGGUCAUUAGGAAUAGGGAUGAUUUCAAAUGUAGGUGUAUAUUACCGUCUGGUAAGUAAGAACAUAGCCUUGACGGUUUUCUAUUUGAUAUUUGUAACUUAAUUAUCAGAAGAUGCAUGCAUGUUUAUCUAUAAAACUUGAAAACAAAGGCAGGCAUAGUUGUAGUUUAUUCUAGAGGUAAAGUUAAAUAUCUUCUAUAACAAAUUUGAUAUUAUGUGUUGAGAAAUUGCUGUUAAUGUUAGAUAUUUUAGUCUUGGUAUUACACUGUACCAACACCAUUUAUACUGUCUGCAUGGAGGAUACUUGUACAUUGAAUACAUCCAACAGACAGUAGUUAUUUUGAUCUAUAAAGAUUGAAAAAAAUGAAUAAACAUUUUAACACUGAA
Molecule: messenger RNA, 2720 nt
Organism: Pecten maximus
Lineage: Eukaryota; Metazoa; Mollusca; Bivalvia; Pectinida; Pectinidae
Product: kelch domain-containing protein 1-like
Exons: 8
Coding region: 104-1219 (371 amino acids)
Molecular function (GO): protein binding
Source: RefSeq, a predicted model, not a curated record